Molecule: messenger RNA, 1233 nt
Organism: Ananas comosus (pineapple)
Lineage: Eukaryota; Viridiplantae; Streptophyta; Magnoliopsida; Poales; Bromeliaceae
Exons: 5
Coding region: 1-1233 (410 amino acids)
Biological process (GO): regulation of DNA-templated transcription
Molecular function (GO): DNA-binding transcription factor activity; DNA binding
Source: RefSeq, a predicted model, not a curated record
AUGACUUCAUCCUUUGUUCCUAUUGGUGAUUCUGUUCCUGCGCUUAAUGGCUCUAAUUACUCGGAGUGGAAAGAACAGAUCAUGCUUACAUUAGGGUGUAUGGACCUUGAUUUGGCUUUAAGAGAGAAUAAACUUGCUCCUCUUACAGAUAAAAUUGCUCAUUUCGAUCACGAGCUACACCAUAUGGAUAUUAAAAUAGCUUUUGUAAAUGGGGAUCUCUAUGAAGAGGUGUAUAUGAAUCAGCAUGAAGGAUUCUCACAAAAGGGAAAGAAGCACUUGACGUGCACAUGUCUGAAUAUUGCUUUUGCCGUUGGAUUACUUGGUAGGGAGUAUUGGAAGGCUGCUAAGAAGGUUAUGAGGUAUUUGAAGGGAACUUUGAAUCAUAUGCUGAUAUACAAGAGAUCAAAUCACUUGGAGCUGAUCGGGUACUCGGACUCCGAUUUUACUGGAUGCCCAGAUACUAGAAAGUCUACGACUGGCUCGGAAGCUGACAGGGCGCCGUCCGGACGACCAACUCCAUACGCCGCGCCGCAUUCCUGGCACAGAUUCCCUCCCGCCUCCCUCCAGCUGUUCUCCCUCCCCAACCCCACCGCCAUAUUUAAACCCCCUAAGAUGCAUAAGAAGAUCAAAAUGAGCGAGACGGGGUCCUACAGGACGGCGUGGUCGGCGCCGCCGCCGAAGCGGCCAGCGGGGCGGACCAAGUUCCGGGAGACGCGGCACCCGGUGUACAAGGGGGUGCGGCGGCGGGGAGCGGAUCGGUGGGUCUGCGAGGUGCGGGAGCCCAACAAGAAGUCCAGGAUUUGGGUCGGCACCUUCCCCACCCCCGAGAUGGCCGCCCGCGCCCACGACGCCGCCGCCCUCGCCCUCCGCGGCGCCUCCGCCCCCCUCAACUUCGCCGAUUCCGCCUCUCUAAUCCUCCGCUCCCUCCCUUCCUCCUUCUCCGGGCCCCGCGACAUCGCCCGCGCCGCAGCCGAGGCUGCUGAGGCCUUUCCCCCGCCGUCGACCGCCGAUGCCGCUGCCGCCGCUGCCGCCGAUGAGUCCGCGCCGUUGCUGUUGCAGUCGGAUCCGGAUGCGUUCGGAUCGGCGGCGUGCGACGUCGGUGAGUGGACGGACGUGUACUACGCGAGCAUGGCGGAGGGGCUGGUAAUGGCGCCGCCGACGGUGGCCGGAGGAGGGUACGGCGAUUGGGACGAUGAGGAUGGAGGCGGUGAGGUGUCACUGUGGAGCUACUAA